UGAGAAAGCGCAAGUGUUUGCAAGUUUCGUGUGCCGGGUUCAGGAAGAACUCGAUAUAUAUCUCGGAAGUCUGAGCAGCUAAACGUUGCUUUCGAGAUUUUCUGGGGAAACGAGAAGAGAAUGCAGUCACCUUUUGUUAUCGUUGCAUAACGAACCGGUUAGACGAUGCAGUCUGCGAAGGGUACGAAUUACGCGAUGACGUCCGCCACCUACGGCCUACGGUUUCUCGUGGUGGUUUUUAUGAUCGCGGCUGCGGCAACCUUUUUACACGUUAAUAAUUACAGGCCCAAGCAAACAUUCCUCUCCUGCGAAAGACCAUGCCACCAUUUGGAUUGGCCGAUGAUUUGCCGAGUGAAACUCACUCUUGAGGUUUUCCAGUCUCUCAGCAAGUCGUGUGGCGAUUGCCCGAAGAAUGAAACCGCGUGCCUCUCGAAUCAUUGCGUAUCGGCUGAUGGACACCGACGCGGCAUUUUGACGGCCAAUCGGCAAUUACCUGGCCCAACUAUACAGGUUUGCGAAAACGACAUCUUGGUUGUGGACGUGAUCAAUCGGCUUCCGGGUAAAGCAGCCGCCAUGCAUUGGCGCGGUCAAUCGCAGAUUGAGUCACCGUACAUGGACGGCGCGCCGCUGAUCACGCAGUGCCCGAUACCGAGCUACACUACUUUCCAGUAUAAAUUCCGUGCUUCCGCCGCCGGAACGCAUCUUUGGCACGCCCACGCUGGUGCGGACAUUACGAACGGAAUUUUUGGUGCUCUGAUCGUGAAACAGGCGGACAUCAGGGAGCCCCAUCGUUCGCACUUCGACAUCGAUGACCCGAAACACGUGAUCCUGGUGACCCACUGGCAGCACACAGCCGAGACCACGUUCAACCAAGGUUACUCGAAACCAGCGACGCUUCUGAUCAACGGGAGAGGUCGUCAGCCAAACGGACCGGGUGUUCCGCUCACGACGUUCACCGUCGUUCCGGGCCGUCGUCAUAGGUUCCGUUUUAAUAAUAAUAAUAUAAAAAUACAUAAAAAGACCUUUACAAUAUGUACAAUAUGAGCACACCCAAUAUUACUUAACGCAUCCAACUAUAGAACUAUAGAAUUAUGGAACAACUGUACCGAUGUUUUCCUUACAGGUGAACGGGCAGACUUUGUUUUAAAGGCGAACAAACGCGUCGCUUCUUAUUGGUUGAACGUGCACACGUCGAAGGAGUGCGGUCCGAAUUCUAUAAACGGCGCCGCCAUUUUGAAGUACAAGGGCAGUCCGAGCGAAGAGCCGUUGUCUGGAUCAGAAAUAGUUGAUCAGGUCGAUGAGGAACUGACAGCGGCGAAACGUUUCGCCGUGACGACGAAUCCUGCCGAGAAAUGCGGAAAUCCCGAGAGCCUCUGCGUCACGGACUUGAAGGCGUUGCGGAAAAUGCCUCAUCCUCUCUCGUUAACGAAGAUGGAUGUCACGAUACACUUGCCUCUAAAUUACAAGCUCCAAACGAAUUAUAUAAUCGGCGACGGCGGUGCUGAAACAAGAGUACUUAACGUGAACAACGUUACCUUCACGUAUCCGUCGUCGCCCCUGUUGACGCAAGGUGCUUACGUCUCCGAAGAAAAUCUGUGCAUUUUCGAAGACAACAGUGACGCUCAGAACGAGAACAAAGAAACGGCAUCGUUGUCGUCGCAACGGUGCAGGCACGGUAUUGGUAACGUGGCGAACACCUGCGAGUGCGUUCACGUGAGGCGUGUACCACUCGGAGCGACCGUGGAGAUGAUUUUACUCGAUCAAGGUGGCAUCGACGAUUUAGUGUACCAUUUACAUGGAAACAAUUUCUACGUGGUUGGCGCGAGGAAGUUCGGACGCAGCGUGUCUCUGAAAGAACUGAAAAAUUUGGACGAGAAGGGGCAACUGUUCUCUAGAAAUUUGGACUGCGCGGUAGCUAAAGACACGGUUGUCGUGCCAAAAUUCGGAGCUGUGGCUAUUAGGUUCAAAGCUGAUAAUCCAGGUUAUUGGAUGCUGCGAGACGAACACGCAGCUGAUUGGACUCGUGGAUUGGACGUGGUUCUUCAAGUAGGAGAGACGAGCGAUAUGGUAGCUGCCCCCGACGACUUCCCGAAAUGCGGAUCUUUCGUCGGGCCGGACUACUUCCUUAUAUAGACUGUUAGCCACUUAAGAAUCGUCUGUAUAUAAUUGUAAAUAGACACAUGGAGACUGAAAGUAUAUACGCAUUGGCAAAGACUUAAUUUCAUUACUAACUACUUGCUUAUUUUUUCUAAUAAAUCAGCUGCAUAUCACAGUUUCUCGCUCUUCAUUUAUUAAUUUUGUAAU
Nomia melanderi (Alkali bee) is the source of this 2304-nucleotide messenger RNA. The record is from RefSeq and is a predicted model, not a curated record. Lineage: Eukaryota; Metazoa; Arthropoda; Insecta; Hymenoptera; Halictidae.